Messenger RNA from Eurytemora carolleeae, 2902 nucleotides. Its product is annotated as ATP-binding cassette sub-family F member 3. Gene Ontology annotation, molecular function: ATP binding; ATP hydrolysis activity. Gene Ontology annotation, biological process: dolichol-linked oligosaccharide biosynthetic process. The record is from RefSeq and is a predicted model, not a curated record. NCBI's taxonomy places the organism in Eukaryota, Metazoa, Arthropoda, Copepoda, Calanoida, Temoridae.
GCUUUAAGUUUGUAUGGACGACGUAUCGAACGAGAAGUGACUUUCAGUUGCACAGGAUUUAUCUAUCGAGCUGUGACCAAUAGCCAUCAAGAAGAAACAAGAUUCAGGAAUUAUUUAAAAAUGGCGGAAAGUAUUCAAAAAGGGCGGGAAGUAUUCACAAUUCCUGGAAGUACUCCAAAUUGCGGGAAUGAUUUCAAAAUGGCGGGAAGUGUUUUCUAAAUGGCAAAAGCCAUGAUCUUCAUGUUGGACAAAAGAGGAUAUACAGGAAAUAUAGAAAAUAUCCAUAUUAUGCCAAGGUUUAAUUUAUAAAGUUGAGGUUUUACUGUUGAAUUUACACAUUAAAUAUACUAAUCUAUACAAGGCCUCUAAAUCUACAUACUUGUUCAAUUGUGAUUGAUUAGUUGGCCUAAUUUUCUCAUUGCAUCUAUUAAAGGAUAAAAUCUAAAAUGUCGCAAAUUUGUAGUUUGUAUACUAUACAUGGAACUGUUUCAGAAACCGGUUUUAGACUAAAAUGGCGCAGUGUUGUAAGCUGAUAAAGAAAUCGUUUCCGAACUUGAACGACGAUAUCUACGCCUAUCUUGAGAGUGUUCUCGAAAAUGCAACGGAGGACAUCGAGACCGUAGAGGACGUCUAUGAGAUUGAAGCCAGAACUUCAAAAGGAUUCAGGGACAAGAGAAAGAAAGCAUGCACGGCCGUUGUUUUAGGUUCUGGUGGGCACACUACUGAAAUGUUCCGACUAUUGUGUAAGCUAGACAGGGAUGUAUUUACUCCAAGAAUAUAUUACAUAGCGGACACAGAUAAAUUCAGUCACAAGAAACUACAAGACUUCGAACAGGGCAGAAGUGAUUUCCAAAUUUUCCGAAUUCCUAGAGCCAGGGAGGUCGGGCAGAGCCCUCUCUCUUCCAUUCUUUCAUUCACUAGAGCUGUUCUUGGUUGUUUCCUGCCUGUAAUUGGAACAAAGACUGAGGAGGAUAUACUUGAAGUUUGCAACUCUAUCCUCAAUCUUCUAAAACCAGAGUCCAGUAAGAAAGUGAAUGGGAUUCAGAAAAUGCUGAAUGCUCCAGUUCAUUUAGGUCAGCUAGCUUCUGACCAGGGUCUGGAAGAUGUAAAGGAAGCUAACAGUAUUUGGCUAAAGACGACUGAUGACGCGGCACGGAAUGUGGAUUCUAAGAAACUAGAAAAGGCGAAGGAGUUGGAUUUGAAAAAACAAAAUAAAAAAGAUGGAAAGGAAAUCAAGCCGAACGCUAAUAAAUAUGGAUCAAGAGAAGCCACAGCAUCUCAAGUUAUCAGUAAAAAGGAAGUACGAGCUGAAGCGUCUGGAAACAACAACAGCAAGGAUAUUCACUUGGAAAACUUUGAUAUCACAUACGGGGAGAAGGUUCUGAUCAGAGGGGCAGAUGUAACUUUAGCAUAUGGAAGACGAUAUGGGUUUGUUGGUAGGAAUGGAUUAGGCAAAACUACAGUUCUUAGAAUGAUUUCGGAAAAACAGUUGAAGAUACCGAGCCAUAUAUCUAUUCUACACGUAGAACAGGAAGUUGUGGGCGAUGACACCAGAGCAAUUGAUUCUGUUCUUGAGUCUGAUACAGUCCGACAUGCACUACUACUAGAGGAGCAAGCUCUUAAUAAAAAGGCGAUUGAUGCCGCCAAAGCUCCCGCUAGAGCCGCUGUUAUAUUGGAUGGUUUAGGGUUUAUAGGAGACAUGCAGGAACGUGCAACGAAGACGUUUUCUGGAGGUUGGAGGAUGAGAUUAGCGUUGGCCCGGGCACUCUUCUCUAAACCAGAUUUACUACUUCUUGACGAACCUACUAACAUGUUGGAUAUGCAGGCUAUAAUCUGGUUGGAAAGGUACCUACAGACCUGGAAGUCCACUAUUCUAGUAGUUUCUCACGACCGUAGUUUCCUUGAUGAGGUUCCAACAGAUAUUCUUCAUCUACACUCACAGAAGAUUGAUACUUACAAGGGUAACUACAGUGACUUCAACAACACCAUGGUGGAGAGGUUGAAGGCACAGUCCAGGGAGUACGAGAGUCAGAUGGAGUUUAGGAAACACGUUCAGGAGUUCAUUGAUAAAUUCAGGUUAGUUCAGGAGUUCAUUGAUAAAUGUAUGUUAGUUCAGGAUUUCAUUGAUAAAUAUAGGUUAGUUCAAGAGUUGAUUGAUAAAUAUAGGUCAGUUGAGGAGUUCGUUGAUAUAUAUAGCACAGGUAGGUUUAAUCCUACUCAGAGUAAUAGAACAGCACACAGGAAUCUGAAGUUUGGUUAUUUUACUCAGCAUUUUGUUGAUCAAUUAGAUCUUAGUGUUUGCUCUGUAGAACUUAUGCAGAAGGAAUUCCCAGGGAAGAAGGUAGAAGAGUACAGGAGGAUGCUGGGUCAGUUCGGAGUUACCGGGGAUAUGGCGCUACAGCAGAUAGAGAGCCUGUCUGGAGGACAGAAAUCCAGGGUUGCAUUUGCUGUACUGUGCGGACACAAUCCUAACUUCCUCAUUCUUGACGAACCUACAAAUCAUCUUGACAUAGAAACCAUUGAAGCUCUAGGAAACGCUUUGAUUAAGUACAAGGGAGGCGUAAUCCUAGUUUCUCACGACGAACGUCUUCUGAAGAUGGUUUGUCAGGAGCUCUGGGUCUGCUCAAGGGGCAAGGUUUGGAGUAUAGAUGGUGGUCUGGAUGAGUACAGGAAAAUGGUGGAGAAAGAAAUGGUGUUAUCUUGAGUACAUAGUACAGUACAGUACAUAUUUACACAGAAUAUGUACAGUGUACAUAAACACUAAACCAGUCUUAAAACAAACAAAACAAGAUAUAAGCAGACAUAGAUAAAAAGAGAGGGGAAUAGGGUGUUCUUACUUUCUAUGACGUAAUAGUUCAGUUCUAUAAGUUCAACUAGAUGUAUUGUAAACACACGCAUCGGG